GUUUCUGAGGCUCCGGUCUUCAUUCUGUGGGGAUUUCCCCUCUGGGGGCCUGACUUUUCGUCCCUUGUAGGACCAGAGGGGGUUUGGCUGCCUCUCCCCACAAGAAUCAGAGCUUUCUCAUGUGGAUGUGGUUCCCCGAAGAGCCAGAGGGGGCUUGGCUGCCCGCCCCCUCCCAGGAGAGUCAGAGCUUGUGGUUGCCCGAAUGCCCGUCAGUGCGGGGCAUGGUCCGGCCAGGGGAGUAGGUGGGAUGAUGCCCCGUGGUCCUGCCCCCCGAGAUGAGGAGGCAAUGACAGAGCAGCAGCAGCCACCGGGGGCCACACGAAGCAGGUGUUUGUCAGAAACCUGAAAUAAAGGGAAAGAGGCUGUUGGGCUAAGUUUGGUUUUGAGUGGAAUGUUCUUAAGUAGUCUUGGUAGCAAAACAGAUUAGAUCAGGGUAGUAAUCAAUCCGUCCUCUUGUGUCAUGGAGGCGGGAACAAAGAGAAAGCUUUUGAUCUGACCCAAGAAUAAGAAGCAGAAGUAAACGACAUCGGGGAGGUGACUUAGGGAACAGUUCCCCUGGGAGUUUGCUCCGGAUCUCAUGUCCUUCCAGGGGAACUGCACGUGAGCUUCUAGCAUGGAGCCAAGGCUUUGUGUUUUGCUUUAUACUUAAUUAAUUUUUCUUCAAUAAACAAUCAUUUCUUUCUCUGCCUCCCCCCCCCCCCAAAAAAAAAGAAAAAAAAAGAAAAGAAAAGACAAACAAAACCUUUGUGACAAAUGUGCAGAAUCAAGCAAACAGCUUCCUCCAUUGAGAGUCCAGUUUGGGCAAAGGGAAGGUUUCUUUGGGACCUGUUCCUGUGCGCACAAUUGCCCUCUGGGUAAAGGGCCGUGUUCCCGUUGGAUGUCUGCAGAUGGAAUCUGGAUCGGAGGCGGCCUCCGGGUGGGGAUGGUGGUGGACUUUGCUUGGCUCGUGGACAAGUUGGGGCUCAUUUAAAGCAGCCAGGCUCUUGUUUUGUUUUGUUUUAGUUUCUCUCCAGCAGCGGGUGGCAGAGCUGGAAAAAGUCAACGCAGAAUUUUUACGCACAAGGCAGCAGCUCGAGCAAGAAUUUAAUCAAAAGAGAGCCAAAUUUAAAGAGCUGUAUUUGGCCAAAGAAGAGGAUCUGAAGAGACAGAAUGCAGUUCUGCAGGCAGCCCAAGAUGACCUGGGCCACCUCCGGACGCAGCUGUGGGAAGCGCAGGCCGAGAUGGAGAACAUCAAGGCCAUUGCCACGGUGUCGGAGAACACCAAACAGGAAGCCAUCGACGAGGUGAAGAGACAGUGGCAAGAAGAAGUCGCCUCUCUGCAGGCCGUCAUGAAAGAGACGGUCCGUGACUAUGAACACCAGUUUCACCACAGGCUGGAGCAGGAGCGAACGCAGUGGGCUCAGUACCGAGAAGCUGCCGAGAGGGAGAUUGCGGACCUGCGCAGGAGGCUGUCGGAAGAGCAGGAGGAGGAAAACCUGGAGAACGAGAUGAAAAAGGCCCAAGAGGAUGCGGAGAAACUACGUUCUGUGGUGAUGCCGAUGGAGAAGGAGAUAGCGGCUCUGAAGGACAAACUGACCGAGGCCGAGGAGAAGAUCAAGGAACUGGAAGCCUCCAAGGUGAGAGAGCUGAAUCACUACCUGGAGGCGGAGAAAUCCUGUCGCACCGACCUGGAGAUGUACGUGGCCGUGCUGAAUACCCAGAAGUCCGUCUUACAGGAAGACGCCGAGAAGCUGCGGAAAGAGCUGCAUGAAGUGUGCCGCCUGCUGGAGCAGGAGCGCCAGCAGCACAACCAGCUCAAGCACACGUGGCAGAGGGCCAACGACCAGUUCCUGGAGUCGCAGCGGCUGCUCAUGAGGGACAUGCAGCGGCUGGAGGUGGUGCUGACCUCGGAGCAGCUGCGGCAGGUGGAGGAGCGCAAGAAGAGGGAUCAGGAGGAAGACGAGCAGGAAAGAGUCAGCAAGAGGAAGGAGCCCGAGAAGACGGAGGCCGACGAGGAGGCCAGAGUCCCCGUGGUCUUUGCUCCGGUGCAGGACGAGGCCUGCCCCCACUCGGAGGAGGAGCACCUGGACAGCGCCCACGGCUCGGUCCACUCGCUGGAUGCCGACCUGCUGCUGCCGUCGGGCGAUCCCUUCAGCAAAGCGGACGGUGACGUGUUCAAGGACGGCCUUCGCAGGGCGCAGUCCACAGACAGCCUGGGAACCUCGGGGUCCUUGCAGUCCAAAACCCUGGGCUACAACAACAAGGCCAAGUCGGCCGGGAACCUGGACGAGUCCGACUUUGGCCCGCUGGUGGGAGCCGACUCCGUGAGCGAGAACUUCGACACGGCCUCGCUGGGGUCCCUGCAGAUGCCCAGUGGCUUUAUGUUGACCAAAGAUCAGGAGAAGGCCAUCAAGGCCAUGACUCCUGAGCAGGAGGAGACCGCGUCCCUCCUUUCCAGCGUGACCCAGGGGGUGGAGACCGCCUACGUCUCUCCCAGCGGCUACCGCCUGGUCAGCGAGACCGAGUGGAAUCUGCUGCAGAAGGAGGUGCAGAAUGCUGGGAACAAGCUUGGCCGGCGCUGCGACAUGUGUUCCAACUAUGAGAAGCAGCUGCAGGGCAUCCAGACCCAGGAGGCAGAGACCCGAGACCAGGUGAAGAAGCUCCAGGGGAUGCUCAGGCAGGUGAACGACCAGCUGGAGAAGACGGCAAAGGACAAGCAAGAGCUGGAAGAGCUGAUGAGGCAGAGCGCCGAGGAGUCGGGCCAGCAGAUCUCGGCCCUGGCGCUCCAGACCCGCGCCUCGGAGCUGGCGCUGAGCGAGCUUCAGCAAGCCUUCUCGCAGGCCCAGAGGAACGCCCAGGAGCAGAUGGGCGUGCUCAUGCAGUCGCGGGAGCAGGUCUCGGAGGAGCUGGCCCGGCUGCAGAAGGAGAACGAGAGCUUGCAGGGGAAGCACGGCCUGCACCUGGCCUUGCAGCAGGCCGAGGACUUCGUCCUCCCGGAGGCCGCAGAGGAGCUGCGGGAGCUGGUGCUGAGGUAUCGCGAGAGCAUGGUGAGCGCCCGGACCGCGGCCGACCACGCGGAGGAGAAGCUCAAGGCCGAGAUCCUCUUCCUGAAGGAGCAGAUCCAGGCCGAGCAGUGUCUGAAGGAGAACCUGGAGGAGACGCUGCAGCUGGAGAUCGAGACCUGCAAGGAGGAGAUCGCGUCCAUCUCUAGCCUGAAAGCCGAGCUGGAGAGACUGAAAGCUGACAAGGAGCAGUUGGAAUCGGGCCUCCGAGAGCGGACGGAGCAGCUGGAGAGCCUGCGGCAGGCCGAGAUGACGUUGGAGGAACAGCUCAAGAGGGAGACAGCGGCCAAGACCAAUGUGGAACAGCUCAUGUUUGAGGAGAAGAACAAAGCCCAGCGUCUGCAGACGGAGCUGGAUGUCAGCGAGCAGGUGCAGAGGGACUUCGUCAAAUUGUCGCAGACACUGCAGGUCCAGCUCGAGCGGAUCCGGCAGGCGGACUCUUUGGAGAGAAUCCGGGCCAUCCUGAACGACACAAAACUGACGGACAUUAACCAGCUCCCCGAGACAUGACGGCCCGCACCGCGGACGCCCAGACUGCACUUGGGGUUUUUAACUCAUCUUUAUAGCGAUGUUAAUUAUUAUUUAACUCUUUAACGGAAGGAUCUGAAGAGAACAGGGAAGGAGCAAAGACUUUGUUGGGCCAGCCGGGCAGGAGAGAACGCCUUCGCGGGAGCUCGGCGGCCCUCCCGCGCUUGGCGUCCGGCCUCCCCUGCGGGGCCCUGACCAUUCUCCGAAGCGGUCCGGGACUUUUGGAACUAUACUGACGGUCCCGAGGAGGACGGCCCGACGGCAGCGCCCCUCGCUUUCUGCUGGGCCGGGGCCGGUCCGCGACAGUGUUCAGCUAGGAGACGGGGCAGGUCUGCCGUAGGAAUAUUUUAUAUUAAAAUACGACUUGGCGAGCAGGUGGUCCGGUGGCGAGGGCAGUGCCAGGCCAGUACAAAGCCACUGUCUCGUCCGGGGGCCCGAGCUCCCGCCAACUUCCCCAAAUGAACCUGCUUAGGUCAGCAUGGACGCGUGGCUCCAGAACCGCGCAGAGGCGGGAGAAAAGCACAAACACGUGACCUGGAAGACCCAGAGCCGCCUCCUUGCAAGGACCUCCAUCCGUGGUGGCCAGCCUCCCUCCCCCCCUCGACUUCUGUAGGCCAUCUCGAAGACUGAAUGUGCCCGGACCCUGCCUGGGGAAAACGGCUGUUUUUAAUAACUGCUGGAGGGCUUUCUUUUUGGUAGCUUUAGAGUGAUAGCUGCAUUAAUUGGGGGGGGGGUUACCCCCAAGCCCUGCCCUGGAAGAAGUGCCCCACUGAGACCCCUGGAGUGCCCUUGAAAGCCUUGGGGGGGGGCACAGAUGGAUCCAAAGGGAAGGGACAGUGAGGUCCCCGGCAUCCGUUCUGACAGCUGAAGCAGCCCCCCCUUCCCCAUUCUGUACCCCCACUCCCCAGAGACAGAGUAGCGGCCAAGCGCGCCGUCAGUGUCUUGUGCGAUUGUGGCUGUCAAUCAACUGUAACCAUUGUUAACUGUACUGAAGGUGUGUUCUGAAGCGUGUGCGCAUUAAAAACAAAAGCUGCUGCCCA
Messenger RNA from Antechinus flavipes (yellow-footed antechinus), 4609 nucleotides. It is a transcript of the gene RABEP1, whose product is annotated as rabaptin, RAB GTPase binding effector protein 1. Lineage: Eukaryota; Metazoa; Chordata; Mammalia; Dasyuromorphia; Dasyuridae. Bases 888 to 3551 code for a protein of 887 amino acids. Gene Ontology annotation, molecular function: growth factor activity; GTPase activator activity. Gene Ontology annotation, cellular component: endosome; endocytic vesicle. The record is from RefSeq and is a predicted model, not a curated record. Gene Ontology annotation, biological process: Golgi to plasma membrane transport; endocytosis. The transcript is spliced from 17 exons.